AUGAAGCGCAGCCUGAGGAAGAUGCUGCGCCCAGCGGAGAAGAAGGAGCCCCAGGGCGUUAACUACCAGGGCGUGGGCGACAGCAUGGAUGACUCGUUUAAGGUGGAUUUUGAAGGAAAUACAUAUAGAUUGCAAAACUUUAUCAAGAACCUUAAAAAAGUAGGCAAAUAUGAGGAUACAAGCGUCUCUCCUUUGCAUCACGCAGCAGCAGAAGGUCAAGUUGAGUUGAUGAGGAUGAUCAUCAGUGGGUCAUCUUGUGAAGUGCUGAAUGCAAUGGACGAUUAUGGCAAUACUCCUCUGCACUGGGCUGCAGAGAACAACCAGGUUGAAAGCGUGAAGUUUCUUCUCAGCCAAGGAGCAAACCCAAACCUCCGAAACAGUCACAUGAUGGCAGCCCUUCACAUAGCCGUGCAGGGCAUGCACAAUGAGAUGACCAAGGUCUUGACUGAACACAGUAGUACUAAUGUUGAUUUGGAAGGAGAAAAUGGAAACACAGCUGUGUUAACCACAUGCACCAAAGAUAAUAGUGAGGCACUACAAAUUUUGUUAAAUAAAGGAGCUAAGUUGUGUAAAUCAAACAAGUGGGGAGAUUACCCUGUUCACCAGGCUGCCUUUUCAGGUGCCACAAAAUGCAUGGAACUCAUAUUAAAGUAUGGUGAAAAAUGUGGCUACAGUAGACAGUCUCACAUUAACUUUGUGAAUAACAAGAAAGCCAGCCCGCUCCACCUGGCAGUCCAGAGCGGUGACUUGGAAAUGAUUAAAAUGUGCCUGGACAAUGGCGCGCACAUAGACCUGAAGGAGAAUGGCAAGUGCAUGGCCCUGCAUUUUGCUGCAACCCAGGGAGCCACGGAGAUUGUUAAACUGAUGAUCUCAUCCUACUCUGGGAGCAGCGACAUUGUCAACGCGGUGGAUGGAAAUCAUGAGACACUGCUUCACAGGGCCUCAUUAUUUGAUCACCAUGACCUAGCAGACUACUUAAUUUCAGUGGGAGCAGAUAUCAACAUUACUGAUUCAGAAGGACGCUCUCCACUGAUACUAGCAACUGCUUCUGCAUCUUGGAAUAUUGUAAAUUUGCUACUCUCUAAAGGUGCCAAGGUAGACAUAAAAGAUCAUCUUGGGCGUAAUUUUUUACAUUUGACUGUACAGCAACCUUACGGAUUAAAGAAUCUGAGACCUGAGUUUUUGCAGAUGCAGCAUAUCAAGGAGCUGGUGAUGGAUGAGGACAAUGAUGGAUGCACUCCUCUACAUUACGCAUGUAGACAGGGGGUCCCUGUCUCUGUAAAUAACCUCCUUGGUUUUAAUGUGUCCAUUCAUUCCAAAAGCAAAGAUAAGAAGUCACCUCUGCAUUUUGCAGCCAGUUAUGGGCGUAUCAAUACCUGUCAGAGGCUCCUCCAGGAUAUCAGUGAUACAAGGCUUUUGAAUGAAGGGGAUCUUCACGGCAUGACUCCACUCCAUCUGGCAGCAAAAAACGGACAUGACAAAGUAGUUCAACUGCUUCUGAAAAAAGGUGCACUGUUCCUUAGUGACCACAAUGGCUGGACUGCUUUGCAUCAUGCUUCCUUGGGUGGGUACACUCAGACCAUGAAGGUCAUUCUUGAUACUAAUUUGAAGUGCACAGAUCGGCUAGAUGAAGAAGGGAACACGGCGCUCCACUUUGCAGCACGGGAAGGGCACGCUAAAGCUGUUGCACUUCUUCUGAACUACGAUGCUGACAUCCUCCUGAAUAAGCAGCAGGCUUCUUUUCUGCACAUCGCACUUCAUAAUAAGAGGAAGGAGGUGGUUCUUACCACCAUCAGGAGCAAAAGAUGGGAUGAAUGUCUUAAGGUUUUUAUGCAUUGUUCGCCAUGCAAUAAAUGCCCAAUCAUGGAAAUGGUAGAAUACCUCCCUGAAUGCAUGAAAUUUCUUUUAGAUUUCUGCAUGAUACCUUCCACAGAGGACAAAUCCUGCCGAGACUACCACAUUGAAUAUAAUUUCAGAUAUCUUCAAUGUCCACUAGAAUUUACCAGAAAUGAGAAACCUACACACGAAGUUAGAUAUGAGCCUCUUUCAAUCCUCAAUGUUAUGGUACAACACAACCGUAUAGAGCUUCUCAAUCAUCCUGUGUGUAAAGAAUAUUUACUCAUGAAAUGGUGUGCCUAUGGAUUCAGAGCCCAUAUGAUGAACCUAGGAUCUUAUUGUCUUGGCCUAAUACCAAUGACCCUUCUUGUUGUCAAUAUAAAGCCAGGAAUGGCUUUCAACUCAACUGGAAUCAUCAAUGAAACUAAUAAUCAUUUAGAAAAAUUAGACACUACGAAUUCAUACCCAAUAAAAGUUUGUAUGGUUUUAGUCUUUUUAUCAAGUAUAUUUGGAUACUGCAAAGAAGUAAUCCAAAUUUUCCAGCAGAAAAGGAAUUACUUCCUGGAUUACAACAAUGCCUUAGAGUGGAUUAUCUACACAACCAGCAUCAUUUUUGUGCUGCCCUUAUUUGUCAGCAUACCAGCAUAUGUUCAGUGGCAAUGCGGAGCAAUUGCAAUAUUCUUCUAUUGGAUGAACUUCUUGUUGUACCUUCAAAGGUUUGAAAAUUGUGGAAUAUUCAUUGUUAUGUUGGAGGUAAUUUUUAAAACUUUGUUGAGAUCGACAGGAGUAUUUAUCUUCCUACUUUUGGCUUUUGGACUCAGCUUUUAUGUCCUCCUGAAUUUGCAGGAUGCCUUCAGCUCUCCAUUACUUUCCAUAGUCCAGACCUUCAGCAUGAUGCUAGGAGAUAUCAAUUAUCGAGAUGCCUUCCUAGAGCCAUUUUUGAGAAAACAAUUAGCAUAUCCAACUCUGUCCUUUGCACAACUUAUUGUCUUUACAAUGUUUGUCCCAAUUGUCCUCAUGAAUUUACUUAUUGGUUUGGCAGUUGGUGACAUUGCUGAGGUCCAGAAGCAUGCAUCAUUGAAGAGGAUUGCUAUGCAGGUGGAACUUCACACCAGCUUAGAGAAAAAGCUGCCACUCUGGUUCUUACGCAAAGUAGAUCAGAAGUCCACUAUCGUGUAUCCCAACAGACCAAGACAUGGGAAGAUAUUACGUUUAUUUAAUUAUUUUUUUGGUACCCAAGAAACAAGACAAGAAAUACCAAAUGCUGACACAUGUUUAGAAAUGGAGAUAUUGAAACAGAAAUACCGGCUGAAGGACCUCACUUCUCUCUUGGAAAAGCAGCAUGAGCUCAUUAAACUCAUCAUUCAGAAGAUGGAGAUCAUUUCUGAGACAGAGGAUGAAGAUAACCACUGUUCUUUUCAAGACAGGUUCAAAAAAGAGCGGCUAGAACAAAUGAAUAGCAAAUGGAAUUUUGUGUUGAAAGCAGUUAAGACAAAGACACACAGUCCUAAGCAUUAG
This is a messenger RNA of Castor canadensis (American beaver), 3354 nucleotides long. It is a transcript of the gene Trpa1, whose product is annotated as transient receptor potential cation channel subfamily A member 1. NCBI's taxonomy places the organism in Eukaryota, Metazoa, Chordata, Mammalia, Rodentia, Castoridae. Gene Ontology annotation, cellular component: membrane; transmembrane transporter complex. Gene Ontology annotation, biological process: monoatomic ion transmembrane transport. The record is from RefSeq and is a predicted model, not a curated record. Gene Ontology annotation, molecular function: protein binding; monoatomic ion channel activity.